AUGUCGCUUACUGUCGCAGCACACCAGUGUAGAGCCCAAGGGAGACAGACCGGCACGGACGCCAUCCGACCCGGAAGGGGCUUGCUUCUGCCGUCACCCAACGGAGACAUCCGCGGCUCAUCGAGCGCCGCACGCAACAUUGCUUUGAUACGGCAGCAAGAUAACAGACGGGCCACGGCUGGACCGCUGCAACGGCGCUACCCUGCCGCUCAUGGUCCGUCGGCGUCCGUCCCUCUGGUCCCAGCUCACCAUUUCGCUGGCCACGUUGCAGCAGGCGAUGCGGAAAAAGGCCAAAAUUGGAAAUCGCCCAAACGGCCUUGCCUUGGAGCGGGGUGGGGUCCAGGCCUGGCGCCUCUGUUCGAGCAAACAGAACGAAACCGCUCGAACGCCGUGUCGAAAAGCGCCGCCAGAGUGUCGCACAGGGUCGACGCGCGUCGACAGGCAAAAGCGUCGGCGCAGUCUGAAAUCAUGCACCUCGGAGUUCUUGGCGCUGCUCCAACUUACCCGCACCAGUCGUAA
Moesziomyces antarcticus is the source of this 519-nucleotide messenger RNA. RefSeq lists its product as uncharacterized. NCBI's taxonomy places the organism in Eukaryota, Fungi, Basidiomycota, Ustilaginomycetes, Ustilaginales, Ustilaginaceae. The coding region runs from base 1 to 519 and encodes 172 amino acids. The transcript has 2 exons. The record is from RefSeq and is a predicted model, not a curated record.